GAACAUCAUCCAACUCUUCGAUCGAUCAUGACAAUGCAAAUGAUUCCUCGCUAGGGUUUUCGACUUUUCACAUUAUACGUCUCAUGGCACGACGUCGCCGACCCCCGAGACCUGGUGCGCUGACCGAGCUCCCUCCAUUGAAGAUCUUGAGCCAGAUCAUUCUGCUGCAAACGAUAUGGUACACAGUUGGGACGGGGCUGAUAUUAUUCACGGCGCUGGUCGCGGGGAGCCAUUUUGAUAUGGAUCUGGUACUUAGUUGGAGAAGUGUACGAGGUGAUACGACAGUAGGCUGGAUGCUGGGCUUCGUUUGGCUCCUCAACUCGUUCCUUGGAGUAAUUGCUAUCCUCUUCUUUAUAUCCCGCAGUAAACUGGUGCCUGACUUCGCUCUCACACUCCACUUCAUCCACUUCAUUAUUACAUCCUUGUACUCGCAUUCGAUUCCUCGAAAUUGGCUAUGGUGGGGGCUACAGAUUGCCAGCGCGGGCAUGAUGACGAGUCUAGGCGUAUGGAGCUGCCAAUGGCGAGAGUUGCGGCCAAUCGCGUUUGGGGGGUCGAGUAAUACGCAGGCUUCCGGAGAGACUGUCCCGCCAAGUGAUGGUGACGAGGAGCAAGGAUCUGGACGUGGCAGAGGGCGAGGGAGGGGCAGAGAUGGUGCAGGAGAAUAUGAAAUGGUGGGAAUGAAUGGAGAGAUUGGAAUGACUUGAAGCUUUAUCAUACUUCUUGAAUGGGAGUACAUACCUGGUGAAUGGCAUUUGAAGGCGUUUCUGGCUGCUAAUCUUGUAUUUCUACUGUCCUGUUGAACGCAUGGAUUCCUGUUCGGGCCAGUUAAUGGUAUGGUGAUACCCAGACAGGUUCAAUCAUCCUUUGUCCAUCC
Molecule: messenger RNA, 874 nt
Organism: Amorphotheca resinae ATCC 22711
Lineage: Eukaryota; Fungi; Ascomycota; Leotiomycetes; Helotiales; Amorphothecaceae
Exons: 2
Coding region: 84-704 (206 amino acids)
Biological process (GO): protein localization to Golgi apparatus; Golgi to plasma membrane protein transport; Golgi to endosome transport
Cellular component (GO): Golgi membrane; trans-Golgi network
Source: RefSeq, a predicted model, not a curated record